AUGGCUCCCCGAGACCCAGCCCUUGCUGUGCUCCUUGAGCACGCGAAUCGCAUAGAAAAGACCCUCGACGCCGUGCUAGACUAUGUCCAGCACAAAUCAAGCCGACGCCGAAGCCGUCGAGUCGUGCCGCAUUCUCGUGGCCCCGGGCGAACAGAACAUAGCGAAGCCCCCCCUUGGCUUAGGGAGGUGACGUCUCUCAUAAACAAGUUGAGGCGUGAGACCCAGUCGCUUCGCUCCGAAACGCAGGCUCUGGCCCAGCAGAAGACACCAGUCGCCGCGAGAGCAAAGCCGCCACCUCGAUAUGUGAGGCUUCACCCCGCUUCACGUCGCCGUCGUGGCAAAGUUGCGCAGGGCACGCGCAUGGCUUCGGGCGGGGGAGCUACACAGCGGCGCUCCAACUCCGCCCUGAAUGCACCCGCUCUCGUGAGAGAUGUAGCUGUGAGAUCCUCCCGGCGCGCAACCGAAGCGACGGACACUUCAGAUGUCGUGGCGGCUUCGUCUGCCCAAGAUGAGGAGGCACCCGCUGCCGAAACACCCACUGAAGACCACAACGGAUCUACAAUUGCUGCUGCCCCCAAUGGCUCUACCUCGGGUUUCACGCUUACCUCUGCUGAGAUGGGCGAAGGAUUGAUCCCUGCCCUCGAAAAAAUCAUCCCGCAUCCAGACUUCCACAACGAGAUUUCAGUCCCUCACAAUCCCAUUGACCCAGCUACGUUUCGGGCCAAUCUGGAUGUUUGCGCCAGUGAUUGCCAAUACACCACCAAUACCUUCCACAGAGGCCCAAAAGGGGAGGGCUAUGGGUUUGUUUGCGCCCCCGUAGCAACUGGAAAACCCGUUGCCUUGCCAGAGAACCUCGAGGCAGCUAAGACGCCAACCAUUACGGAAGCAAGGAAUUAUCUCAAUCACUAUGUGGGAAAUCUUCCAACCAAACCCGUCUUUUACUACAGUGGCCAUGCAUUUAGCGUUCCGCACAAGACUCCACUACAUCCAGGGCACGAGAUGUUGGCCAACGAGUAUUUGGCUGACUUGCAUGAUCCAUACUACCAUAUUGGUGUAGACGGAUCUGCAAACCGAUUUCACUGGGAGGAUCUGAGCUCAAUAGACGGAGGCGAUCUAUCGACACGUCACGGUCUACGCUCAGCGAACGUGGUGCUCUUUGGCGUCAAGCUUUGGAUCUUGAUCGCAAUGCAUCACACAACGAAAUUCGAGGAGUUUGUUGCCACCCACUGGGAUUGUAACACGUGCAGCCAUCGGGUCGGUCACCGAAGUCUCCUGAUCGCGCCCUGGAGGCUUGAAAGAGAAGGCAUCGACUUUACCAUUCAUGUCGCCACCCCUGGGAAAAUGAUCGUCCCUGACUUAUGCCAGUACCACUGUGUCGUGAACAUGGGGUUCUGUAUUGCCCAGUCGAUUAAUUUCAAGUUGGCGGGAGACCGGCUGGUAUCGAAUACAUUUGCUAGCUGUAACUUGUGCGGUCUAACUCAACUCGCAAGGAAGUAUUCGAACAACCGUGUUGCGCCUCCCAAACAAUCACGAAAACGAGGAGCUCAAGCGUCGCUGCCAGUUGUGAGGCCAACGAAGCGAGUUCAAUCAACCGAAGUGACCGAAGUUCUUGAAUCUAUCAGGAAAGCGGAUCCUGGUUGUAUUGUGCCUCAGGUCGACGAAUCUGACCCUUGGCAUUCUGAUGUCGUGGUAAUGGCGGCGGCCAUCCAAAGCUCCCUGGCUAUUGCACAAUUUGUGUCGCUUGUUCGCGAAUGGAGAAGCUCACACGACGAUGUGUUUUCGUGCAGCAGCGACAACUCCAAGACUAGUGUGGAAUAUCAGAUCGAAUGUUUGCAAGCUAGCACAAAGAAUCUUGCACUGGGGAAAUUCAUCGUUCGAUUAUGCCAGAUGAGGCUUGCUCAAGCGGCCGAGAAGAUCAAGGAACGGACCGGCUUAAAACGCAUCGACUCCAGUGAAAUGCAGGGGAUCGCUGAGAAGCAUGGCAUGGGGAAAAAGGAGCUCGGACGGCAUCUUGAGGAAGGGCGAUGGUGGAUGAAGCUGUGUGGGCCUUAUGAGGGUCUGUUGCCUUUUCUCUUGUUGACACCUGACAACGAGGCCCCAUUUGAUAUCAAGAAAAAGGAUUGGUAUCAUCUUGUGAGUGUUGACGCUAAGCUGCAGGCUUUCCACCGUUCUCUUGACGAAGAACACAUGCAGAAGAUCAGUGACGCUGGGAAAAUAUUUGAGGGAAUGAUGAGGCUCGAAUUAUCAAAGCGUUUUCAGUGGGAGGAGGAAGAGAAGUUCGAUACCCAGGCGAAGAAUCAGACUGAAUACCUUAGUACUGUCAUCUAG
Molecule: messenger RNA, 2328 nt
Organism: Clonostachys rhizophaga
Lineage: Eukaryota; Fungi; Ascomycota; Sordariomycetes; Hypocreales; Bionectriaceae
Source: the annotation of a GenBank genome assembly